GAAAUAUUCCACAAGAUGCAAUGACCAAAACUUAAUUAAUCGCAGACGAAUCAAAAACCCCUGCAAAACCCUCCCCCCUUUGUCUCCAUCUUUCCCCCACAAGUCAUUCCACAACGAAGAAGAAGCAUGCAGCUGCUAAAAACCUUGAGGCGAUCUUCUCUAAAUAAUCAUUCUUUCACUUUUAGACAACAUGCCGCUUUCUCUGCAUCAUCUUCGUCGACCUAUUCCACACCUUCUGAUCCCGCUUUCUCUCCCACUCCCACUCCCACUCCCACUCCCACUCCCACGCCUUCCAAAUCGCGGUUUCUUUCGUUUCUCGGUUUCACCGUCUUCGGCGCUCUCUCCACUGCCGGUUACGCUACAUACGCAUAUACUGCUGAUGAAGUAGAUGAGAAGACAAAAGCCUUUCGAUCUUCAAUCAAUCAUUCCUUGGUAGAUGCUACACUCACUAUUGAAACAAUCCCGCAUCUGGUCUAUUCCAGUGUAAUGACAGUACCUUCUAGAGCUGUUGAUCUUUACCUGGAUUUAAGGCGAGUGAUCGAAGAGCGUGUGCAGGAGUUUGCUGAACCUUGUGCUGAUAAACUUCUCCCAGAUAUGAUUAAAGAAGAACAAGAACAUAGAGUGUUCACCCUUGUUUUGGAUCUAAGUGAGACAUUAAUUCUUAGUGAGUGGAAGCGUGAGAAAGGUUGGGCUACUUACAAGAGACCAGGGCUGGAUGAUUUCUUGGAGCACUUGGCUCAAAUCUAUGAGAUUGUCGUGUAUAGUGAUGUUGCAAUGUUGGAUGAGCAAAUAAGUUACAAGCUCCAGGAAAAAGGUGUGCGAUACAUUCUAGUGAGAUCCGCCACAAAAUAUCAGGAUGGGAAGCAUUUCCGGGAUCUCUCCAAGUUAAACAGAGAUCCUUCCAGAGUUAUCUAUGUGAGCGGACAUGCAUUGGAAUCCUGCCUUCAGCCUGAAAAUAGCGUUGCUAUAAAACCUUGGAAAAAAGAAACAGAUGAUACAACAUUGAUUGACCUCAUUCCAUUUCUUGAAUACGUUGGUCUCCACAGACCGGCUGAUAUUAGAACAGUUCUUGCUUCAUACAAUGGGAAGGAUAUUGCAAGUGAAUUCAUUAAUCGUUCCCGAGAGUAUCAAAGGCAGAUAGGAAAAAAGAAGCAGAAGCCCUUCCGUUGGAGCUACUCGUAGGAGAAGCAACUCUUUUUCCCUUAAAAGUUAAAACUAUACUUAGGGGCUGGUUAAGCAAUAUUUAUUUUCAAGCUUCAGGUGGCAACGGUAGCUGCUUGGCACGAAAUUAUAAAUUCACAUGUUCAAAAGUUGAGUAUUAUGUGAGUAAUUUUGUAAAUUCUGUUUUUAGUGAACUAGCUGACAGUUUUCAGUCUAUAGAGUUUGUAGUUCAGAUCUUGAUGUUGCAACUACUUUACUGUUCCAAGAAAAAAACAAGAGAAGGAAAAAUUGAAUAGAGGAUUAUCGUUGCAGCUCUUCGUAUUGUAUUGUCACUUGCAUUA
Molecule: messenger RNA, 1502 nt
Organism: Beta vulgaris subsp. vulgaris (sugar beet)
Lineage: Eukaryota; Viridiplantae; Streptophyta; Magnoliopsida; Caryophyllales; Amaranthaceae
Product: mitochondrial import inner membrane translocase subunit TIM50
Exons: 10
Coding region: 127-1182 (351 amino acids)
Molecular function (GO): phosphoprotein phosphatase activity
Source: RefSeq, a predicted model, not a curated record